Molecule: messenger RNA, 884 nt
Organism: Meira miltonrushii
Lineage: Eukaryota; Fungi; Basidiomycota; Exobasidiomycetes; Exobasidiales; Brachybasidiaceae
Product: G-protein gamma subunit
Exons: 2
Coding region: 351-596 (81 amino acids)
Biological process (GO): G protein-coupled receptor signaling pathway
Cellular component (GO): heterotrimeric G-protein complex
Molecular function (GO): G-protein beta-subunit binding
Source: RefSeq, a predicted model, not a curated record
ACACGGACUAAAAUGAGAGACAACACAAUGGGCGUAAUCAACAUGCAGUAGCAGUAGCAGCAAUAGCACCAGUCAGGGCGGCACUGCGUGAGGGGGGGUUCAGCGCGUAAUAAAGGUUGACAGUUGUAUAAAGAAGAGGAGGAUCGUCACUAUAAACGGCGGUCCGAACGCAGACACAAAAGGAAAAGAGCCAAAUUGAUAGAAGUCUAUUUUGACCAAAUAUACACAAUCGUACCUUUCUCACUCCUUCAUCUCCUGAGAAAACCGCAAAAAAGACACACAAGGGCACUUUCCUAUAAAUACCGAUCAGAUCCCCCUCAAGACAUCUUUGGUUUCGCUUUCUUUUCAUCAUGAACUCAAGACCACCAAAACAAUCCAUGUCAGAGCUUAAACUUCGUCGAUUGACAGAACAUAAUCAAAGGUUACGUGAAGAUCUCGAACGUCCACGAGUUCGUGUAUCUGAAGCAAGUAUAGGACUAAUCCGGUAUUGCAAGAGCACUCGCGAUUAUCUCGUUCCAUCCGUUUGGGGACCUGUUGAUAAAAAGGAAGAUCCAUAUGCUCCUCAGAGCACAGGAUGCAAUUGUGCGGUCAUGUAAGACAAUACCCUUGAUGGUGUUCUAGUCCGGAUCCGCUUUCCCAGCCUGGCGCUUUUGAGAGAGGGAUCUGCCGCAAGACAAAACACACAACCACGAUGCACAUACGCAUACACACACACACAAUCACACGAUACCACAAGUCGCUUCUUCUCUACCCUUUAUGUCUUUAGGGUCUAAAGACGAGAUCAGUAUUCAUUCGUUUGAUUUCCAUUGAUCUCGAACCAAUGAGCGCAUCAUACAUGUACAGUGUUUCAGCUAAUAUCAUACAUUUUUCUCCUCCUCUCUUGU